This is a messenger RNA of Limulus polyphemus (Atlantic horseshoe crab), 665 nucleotides long. Its product is annotated as 60S acidic ribosomal protein P2-like. The coding region runs from base 167 to 511 and encodes 114 amino acids. Gene Ontology annotation, molecular function: structural constituent of ribosome. Gene Ontology annotation, biological process: cytoplasmic translational elongation. Gene Ontology annotation, cellular component: ribosome; cytosolic large ribosomal subunit. The record is from RefSeq and is a predicted model, not a curated record. The transcript has 4 exons. NCBI's taxonomy places the organism in Eukaryota, Metazoa, Arthropoda, Merostomata, Xiphosura, Limulidae.
AUGUGUCUUUAAUUUUCGAGUAAGAGUAUACCUAAGGAAAAUAGUAAUCACGGUUGUGUCAUGCUACUAAUAGCAAUACUAUUGAGAAAGAAAUCUAAAAAUAGAAAGUCGUUCUCGUUACGACAAUAACAAAGUACUCUCGUAACAUUACGCAAGUAUUGACACCAUGCGUUACGUUGCUGCUUAUCUUCUGUCGGUUCUUGGAGGAAACAAAAAUCCUUCUAGUGAAGAUAUUGAGAAGAUUUUAGGAAGUGUGGGUAUUGAAGCAGAAAAACAAAAACUUGACAAGGUUAUUAAAGAACUGAAGGGAAAAGAUGUAAACGAAGUGAUGGAGGAAGGAAGAUCAAAACUGGCUUCUGUGCCAUUAGGAGGUGGAGUUACUGCUGUUGUAGGUGUUGCCGCUGAUACAAAAGAAACUACAGAGGCUGUGAAAGUUGAAACAAAAGAAGAGGCAAAGAAAGAGGAAUCGGAAAGUUCUGACGAAGACAUGGGAUUCGGGCUUUUUGAUUAAAAUUCCCUGUUUAUUGCUUGUUAUUUAGAAUAAUUAGUUUUAAUAGUUUUAGAUGAGGUUCAUAAAGUACAAGUUUAUAUCCAAAGAUGUUAGAGAAUCUAGUCAAGUUUUCUUGUUUAUUUAUUAACCUCAAUAAAUAUAUCUCAAAACCUAA